AUCCUGAUGGAAGCAACAUCACCAGCAAAUGCACUCCCAAGCGUUUCCUAAAACCAAACGAACAGAGGCCCAUCCCCCAUGACUCCGCUUCCUGAGCAGACCUGGCUUGCCCUGCCCCAGCCCUACAAAUUCUGCCCUGGCCUCUAGAGAGCAGAGCUCAAAGAUAUGGAACAAUUUUGAGCCUCUAGGUUUGCCAUAGUUGGGGGAGGAGCCAGAGAGCAGUACUUGAAAUCUACCAGGCUGAAAUCUACCCUGACUCUUGGCUGCCUGUGCCCAGGUAGAGGGGGCCAUGGAUGGGCUCUUGCUGGGAGCAGGGAUGCUCCUGGGCUCCUACGUCCUCAUCUACUAUAACUUCAUCAAAGCUGUGCCCUGUAUGAGCCCCAUCAACCUAAAGGGAAAGACAGCCGUGGUCACAGGUGGCAACACAGGCAUCGGGAAGAUGACUGCUCUGGAGCUGGCACAACGCGGAGCCCGAGUAGUGUUGGCAUGCCGAAGCAAGGAAAAGGGGGAAGCUGCUGUCUAUGACAUCCGAAAGGAGAGUGGGAACAAUGAGGUUAUCUUCAUGAUGUUGGAUCUGUCCAGCCUGACCUCUGUGCAUUCCUUUGCCACUGCCUUUCUGAGCUCAGAGCCAAGACUGGACCUACUCAUCCACAAUGCAGGAAUUAGUUCCUGUGGCAAAGCUAAAGAAAACUUUAAUCUGAUCCUGCGGGUCAAUCAUGUGGGUCCUUUCCUCUUGACCCAUCUUCUGCUUCCCCGGCUGAAGGCCAAUGCCCCAAGCCGUGUAGUGGUGAUGGCAUCAGCAGCCCACCGCCGUGGGCGCCUGGAUUUCUCCCGCCUGGAUUGCCCAGUCUGGGGCUGGCAGCAGGAGUUACGGGCUUAUGCAGACAGCAAAUUGGCCAACGUGUUGUUCACUCGAGAGCUUGCCACCCAGCUUGAAGGCUCUGGAGUCACCUGCUAUGCGGCCCACCCAGGUCCAGUGAACUCCGAGUUGUUUCUCCGACACGUACCAGGCUGGCUGCAUUUGUUGUUAUCCCCACUGGCCUGGCUGGUGCUGAGGACUCCAAGGGGUGGAGCACAGACACCCCUCCACUGUGCCCUACAGGAGGGCAUCGAGCCUCUCAGUGGCCGAUACUUUGCCAACUGCCACGUGGAAGAGGUUCCCACCACAGCCCGGGAUGACCGGGCUGCCCGUAGGCUGUGGGAAGCCAGUGAAAAACUGGCUGGACUGUCAAAGGGGGGAUCCCAAAACACCAACCCAAAACCCGGGUCUCCACGUAAUCCCUUAGCCCAAAUUGCCACAAGCCCAGCACUCUCUAGGUUCCGAAACCUUUCGUUUCCUUUGCUCUCUGAGGGGCAGAGAACAUAGUAGCCACAUAGCUAUGGGAUGGGGGACUAAGAGCCCCAAUUAUCUCCAUUAAGGGGGCUCUGAGGUCUGCAGCAGCAACAGCAGCUGUACAAGGCUGUUAUAACCCAGAGGUAAUACUGAGGAGACACCUUUCUAGGUGAGUCCUCACAUCCAUGCCACCUCUCUGAGUCUUUGAUUCCUCAUCUUCAGAAUGAGGCAUGUUGGGCGAGGUGACCUUUAGGUCCCUUCCAGAUCUAGAUUUAGGACCCAACAGCACCUUUUCAGGUAUUCCAGAGCAUGGACUAUUCUUUUACAUGACUCCUCCCUAUGAGAGAGCAGUACUGUAGAGGAAGAUGCUGAAAAAGAGGGUGGCAAUUAGAUAUUUAUUAUACUUCAGGACCUUGAGGAGAAAUUGGGGGGGUGAAUAGAAAACCCCUGGAGGAGGAGGUAAGGAGAGACGAUUUUUGUUCUCUAGAGGCAUUGAGGUGGAGGUGAUUUCUGAACCUCAGAGGCCCUGGGAUGGAGCUGAUGAGAGGUGAUCACUGGCCUCUAGAGGCACUAGAGGUAGAGGUGAUAGUGGGCUUCUAGAGGCCCUAGAAUGGAAGUGAUGGGUGACUGUUUUUCCCUAAAUUCCUGGAGAUGUAAAUCUUGUGUGAUUUUUCACUUUCUUCCUGGGGGAAAGGAGUUGAGGGAUGAUUUUUAUCUCCUGGGAUCAUGGGAUCCAAAGUGGUAACUGCCUCCACUUGAUGUCAGUUAGCCCCAGAAUGAACUAAUGCAGGAAAGAGGAGGCGGGGAAGGAAGGGUUUCUCUUUUGUGGAACCAAUAAAGCCUAGAUUUGCACGUUC
Messenger RNA from Monodelphis domestica (gray short-tailed opossum), 2190 nucleotides. It is a transcript of the gene DHRS13, whose product is annotated as dehydrogenase/reductase 13. NCBI's taxonomy places the organism in Eukaryota, Metazoa, Chordata, Mammalia, Didelphimorphia, Didelphidae. The record is from RefSeq and is a predicted model, not a curated record.